AUGUCAACUAUUAAGCAAUAUACCGUUGCCCAAAACCUAAUCCCUCAUAUCCUAGCAACUACCACCCCAAAAGGCGCACUCCUGCGCUACUUGUGCGUACCAUUCAUGAUAUGGAUCUUCAGCUUGAUGCUCCACCCAGUCAAAACCCCAUCGCAUGUUACAUCCCUAUCCGCUAUCACCGCUUGGUUCAACAUUCUCUCAGCCCUGGAUCCCCUGCUACUCAACCCCAAAGAAGCAGAUGACUUUGUCGCCAUCAACGAGGGAACAAGCAAAGUCAAGAGCUUCUUCUAUGGCUUACGAACCGCCCUGAAACAGCAUCUUAACACCCAAAAAAUCAACACGCCCGAGAAAGCAAAGAACACGCCUCCCAUGCCGAGAUAUUACACCCAGGGGAAUGGCAGGAAUGCAUCAAAGCCUAUCUCCCGACGCCGGUACCUAAUCCGCGAGACGGCGAUUGCGGUGUGGCAAUAUCUGGUUCUGGAUAUUUCGACUUCACAAGCUGUCAAGUCAGGUCUGAGCAAAAGUGAACAGCAGCAGCAGCAGCAGCAAAUUACCUUUGUUGAAGACUCCUGGAAAGUUCUGGCAUCAACUGCUCCGCAUUAA
Aspergillus piperis CBS 112811 is the source of this 603-nucleotide messenger RNA. RefSeq lists its product as uncharacterized. The record is from RefSeq and is a predicted model, not a curated record. Lineage: Eukaryota; Fungi; Ascomycota; Eurotiomycetes; Eurotiales; Aspergillaceae. The transcript has 3 exons. Bases 1 to 603 code for a protein of 200 amino acids.